AUGCCCCCUGGUAUUAUGCCCCCUGGUAUUAUGCCCCUGGUAUUAUGCCCCCUGGUAUUAUGCCCCUGGUAUUAUGCCCCCUGGUAUUAUGCCCCCUGGUAUUAUGCCCCCUAGUAUUAUGCCCCCUUUUACCAUGCCCCCUGGUACCAAGCCUCCCUUCCUAUACCCUCCCCCUGGGUAUCCACCCUACCUCAGCGCCCCACCACAUUACUCUAAUAGCACAGCAGCCUCAAGCCAGACAUACGCAUACACACAGGCUGCUAGAAAUCUCCAGCUCUCAUCUACUCAGCCUGCCAGUAACCACCAGUUAGCAUAUAUCCCACUCCCAUACAACCAGCCCUCUGGCACCCUCCAGCAGCUAAACACCAAGUCCACUGGCAACCUGCUCCAGCUCAUGAACCUCCAACUCCCAAACAGCAAGCCUGCUAGCACCCGCCAGCUUACUUACAUUCAGCCAGCUAGCAACCCCCAGGUCAAAUCUAUUCAGCCUGGUGGGACCCAGCAGCUUACCUACAUUCAGCCCACUAGCAACCCCCAGGUCACAUCUACCAAGCCCGCUAGCACCCGCCAGCUUACAUACAUCCAGCCUGCUAGCAAUCCCCAGGUCACAUCUACCCAGCCCGAUAACGAACUCAAGUUCACAAGCACGGCUGUACUGACGCCAGCACUGAAAGUGUUGACCCCAGGCCCCAUCUCCUUGAACAAGGUUCAACAACUGAAGGAGCUGUCACCCCCCCGCUGUCUGCAUUACGUUAAGACGGUGGUGCCCAAUGGCAGCAAACGCUGCAUGAGACGGUCAAGAGUCACGAGAAACAGGCAGGCGCUUGAAGAAAGGUAUAAUAAAUACAAGAAAGAGGUUCUGAGAAAGAGGAGAAUAUAUCGAGAUCUCCAAGGGAAGAGAGAUGGACUGAUUGCAAGAGCUGCAGCGAAAGUGGCCGCUCGGUUGGCUGCAAAGUAUCCCAGGGCCCUCUCUGAAGCGGAGGCAGAGAGCGAUGUUGAAGGGGAGAAAAAAACAAUGCCUGAAGAAGUGAUUAAGGGGAAACUAAAGAAGAAGCUUGAAGAGUUCAACCUGAAGAUGAAGCGGAAAUCGACGCAACAAACACCAACAUAAACUCAAAGGCAGUUUGUUAUCUUCACUUGGCAUCAUGAGCUCAUCUCCCACUAGAAUAGAACCUGCUGCUGACCCAUCCAGACCCUAUGGACAUUAGUUGGCUUACAUUGUUACCUAUCAUCCAUUUAUUGAUUUGUAAUGAUGCUAACAAAAUGAUUUGUUAUCUUUGAGCCACAUCCUUUAAGGCAACAUAUUGAAGAAUCUUUUUCAGUGUAUAUUCAGAUUGAAUUUAUAUGUAGUAGCAUGGGUACGGUCAGGGGCUUUUCUUGAAAAUGUGAUCUGAUGUGCAAAAAUUAUUAUCUAUAUAGGCUUUUAGCUUUAAUUAGGGCCUGGAGAUUUUCCUAGGCUGGUUAUUUGGUCAGGAAAACUCUUAACCCAUUUCUGUGGAUCCUCUUUCACGGUGUAUAUAUACAAAUAAAGAGUUAUUUUAUUUAUUUAUUUUUCUUAAAAAGUAACUUCAAAAUGGAAGUCAUGCUGAUGAUCUUCUAAACUAUGCUCCACACUCCGGCCUGUUGGUGGCAGUAUUGGAAUUUGAAUCAUAACAAGGUGGGAAAAAAAUCUUCAGAAGCAGGUACAGCAGAAAAAUAAAAUAGUCUUUGUCCUUGGCUAGCUAGAUCUUUGCUUUUGUACUAGGUAAUAUAUGCAUUUUUAUGCAAUUGCAUGGAACUUGUUUGACGCCUCAAAAUCUAAAAUGACAUGGCGAACAUAAUGAGAUGGUACCCUCUUUAAGGCCUAAGACGAGCGCGGGUGAGGUUGCAGACGAGUGAACCUGAAGAGUCAUCCCAGCUCAGACACGCUGGAAGAUAACAUGCCAAAUGGAACCAGAGAGUUACAGUCUGGUGCUUCCUCUGCUAUGAGCUACAUUAUGGAUCCCUCUGCCAGAGACUGGAGCAAAGGCUCAUUGAGGGGUAGCAGUGGUCCCUUCUCCCCAGACACAGAUGGGGAUGUUGAUGGAGACCCUGUGCAGCCCAGUGUGGACCUGGAACUCGCUCGUAAGAAGAAGGAGCUGGAGCUCAUAGAGGAGAAGAUAGCUCGCAAGAAAGCUGUUCUUGCGACACGACAGCUUAAACACGGAGUUAAGGACAUGCCUAAAAAACAGACUGCAUCCACAACAGUGAAGGGCAUCGCUAAACAGACCAAGAUAAACAAUACAAUAUUCAAAACAUACAACCAGGUCACCGACAAGUCGUCACGCAUAUGCCUACCUCUUAAACGGAGGGUGCUAGACAUUCUACGUAAGUUCAGAAGAACACCGGUAAGGCACCUACGGCGUAAGACGAAGAAACAAAACAAGAUGCGAGCAUUGGAGCUGAUGAUUAGCGCUCCCCUAGAAAAUGAAGAGGCCCAUCCUCUGAGACUGAGAGUGAAGGGUUUAAUGAACCAACGACGCUCUCCCAACAAUGAGGUGGUUCCUGAUGAUAAACAGCAUAAUCCAACCAUUCAGAGGCCAGUUCACUCACUCAGGACACAGGAGAAAGACAUAGCAGCCACAGGCUUCCAGCGCUUCCUCAAUGUCCUCAAUGAAGGUGUGGACCUCAACAAGCUCUCAAAGAUCGUCAACGACGAAAAUGAGCUACUCAUUGUGGGCGAGGAGCUACCACAAGUUUGGCCGUCUCUGCUCGAGGGUCAUGUUGACUCCAGCAGUAGAUCCAAGUCUCCUCCAGUUGAGGAGAAGAAGGUGAGGCUUGAGGAUGAGCAGCGGUACGAGCAGAUGCAGACCCUGCUGGAGAUCGUUGGGCUGGACUUGGGGGUUGAGGAGUUGGGUCGGCUGACAGACAGGACCAAUGAUAGGCUGUAUGGGAAGAUGGGAGACUUGAAAAGGAAGGAGUUCGAGAAUGAGAAGGGUGAAGAGAAAAAGGAGAGCGAGCCUUCAUUUAAACAUCUCAGUACUUCCUCAUUACCAUCAGACAGCGCCAGCCCCCUUCUAAACCAGCACUCAAACAUGACCGUUGAAUACAGCAGCUCUAGUAACAGGGUAUGUGACAUAGAGAGACACAGGGACAGAUCUGAGAGGGACUGGCACCGACACUCUGGUACCAGAGACAAGGACAGAGAGAGGGAGGAGGAUAUAGUGAGAGAAAUGGAGAGAUCUGAGAGAGCUGGGCACAGAGAGGACAGAGCCAGAGAAGGGGACAGUCCUACGAGAGAGAGAUCCAGGCAAAGAUGCUCUAGUACCAGAGACAAGGACAGAGUCAGAGAAAGGGACAGAUCUGAGAGAAACCGAAAGGGAGACGGGCACAGACACUCUAGUACCAGAGAGAGAGACAAUGACAUACCGGUAGUCAGAGAAACAAACAGAUCAGAAAGGAACAGAGAUCAAUACGGGGCCAGAGACCCAGAGAAGGACUGGGACGGAGGCCAAGAGAGAGACCGGGACAGAUCUAGGAGAGACGGGGGCAGAUACAGAUCUGAGAGAGACGGGGACAGAGACCCAGAGAAAGGUAGGGACGGAGGCCGAGAGAAAGACCGGGACAGAGUGAGAGAUCGGGACAAAUACAGAUCUGAGAGAGACAGAAACCGAGCGAUAGACAAGGAUAUAGAAAGGUGGCUGCAAAGGACCAAUGACGGAGACAAACGUUCUAGGACCAGUGACUGGGACAGCGAGAGCGACUGGAACAGCCACUGUAGUACUAGAGACUGGGACAGAGAGAGAUCUGAGAGGGAUAGGUAUGGGGAUGAGUCCAGGGAAAGCUUCAUUGAGCUCUACUCAUACUCCAAGGACCCUAUAUUCCCUGCUUCUCAUCCUCAUGCAUUUAUGAUGGCAAACUACUCCCCCACCCAGUACUCUCAGUAUAUGACGUACCACAGCAGCCCCUACACCAUGGCCUUCCCUCCAGGGUGGGGUUAUCCCGGUGGCACCAUGCCCCCUGGCACCAUGCCCCCUGGCACCAUGCCCCCUGGUAUUAUGCCCCCUGGUAUUAUGCCCCCUGGUAUUGUGCCGCCUGGUAACAUGCCGCCUGGUACCAUGCUUCCUGGUGCCAUGCUGCCUAUUAACAAGCCCCGCCUACCUAACCCCCCUGGGUAUCCACCCAACACCAACUUCCCCCCUUAUUACUCUAAUGGCACCACAGCCUUAAACCAGACAUACACCAAGCCUGCUAGCAACCUCCAGCUCUCAUCUACCCAGCCUGCUAGCAACCUCCAGCUCUCAUCUACCCAGCCUGCUAGCAACCUCCAGCUCUCAUCUACCAAGCCUGCUAGCAACCUCCAGCUCUCAUCUACCCAGCCUGCUAGCAACCUCCAGCUUUCAUCUACCCAGCCUGCUAGCAACCUCCAGCUCUCAUCUACCCAACCUACUAGCAACCUACAGCUCACAUCUACCCAGCCUGCUACUAGCAACCUCCAGCUCACAUCUACCCAGCCUGCUACUAGCAACCUCCAGCUCACAUCUACCCAGCCUGCUACUAGCAACCUCCAGCUCACAUCUACCCAGCCUGCCGGCACUGCAGCAGUCUUGCCCCUCCUACGUAACCCCCCCAUUUGUCACAAGAAACUAGCUCCCUGGUUUAAAGAAAAUAGCAAAGCCCUGAAGCGAGUUUCCCGACAAAUGGAACGGAAAUGGCGCUCCACCAAUUUGGAAGUCUUCCGACUAGCUUGGAACGACAGUAAAGCGCAAUAUCGAAAAGCCCUCAAGGCCGCUCGUUUAGCCUACUUUUCCAAACAGAUUGAGGAGAAUAAAAACAAUCCAAAAUGUAUUUUUGAUACUGUUGACAAGCUAACUAAAGAGCAGCAUUCUCCAAGUGAGGAUGGCCUUCACUUCACCUAAGCAGUUACAUCCUGCCUGGUUGGCCCUGUCUGGGGGUAUCUUCGGACUGGGCCACAUUGUCUAAGCACUGGGUUCUGUCUAAGCCCUUUGUGACAUUUACUGAUGAAAAAGGGCUUUAUAAAUAAAUUAAUUUGAUUGGUUGGUCUUAACUCAGAGAUACAAAUCAAAUCAAAUUUAUUUAUAUAGCCCUUCGUACAUCAGCUGAUAUCUCAAAGUGCUGUACAGAAACCCAGCCUAAAACCCCAAACAGCAAACAAUGCAGGUGUAAAAGCACGGUGGCUAGGAAAAAAUACACCCAGCCCUCUAGCAACUGCAAGGAAAAGAGACAGAAGCAUGCAGAAGCCGUAGCGAAAGUGAAAAGAGAAACAUGGAAGAGACAGAAAUAUGCAGAAGAUGUAGUGAAAGUAUCCUGUCAGAUGGUGACAAAGAAGUCCCCCUCUGAACCAGGGUGAAUGACGAAAGCAAAGGGGGUAAACAAUGUAUUCUUCACAGGUAUUUUCAUGCAGAGUUAUCACAAUCAUCAAAGGAAGCGUAUGUGUAAGAGGAAACGGCUUUUGAAGAGGCGGAAUGAGGCUCACCAGCACAAAAUAAAGUGAUUGCUUGCAGAAGCAGCAGGGAAAGUGACUCCUCGGGUGGCUGUAAAGGAUUUCCCUUUUGGAGAGGAGCCCAAGAUCCAGAAGGAGUAACAAUGAUCGAUGGGGAGAAACUACAUGCUGACACUGUAGAAGAAGUGGUCCCUAAGAAGCUAGAUUUGUAAUGACACUAGCAAAGGAUUUGUUAUAGUUUAACCUCAUCCUUCAAAGUUUCAUGUUGAAGCUAUUUUCAGUGUAAUGUUUUGUAUUGUAUGUGGUAUGGGUAGGGCCAGUGGUCUUUCUUUACUAUUAUAUCUGCUCAGCAAACGCAUUUUCUCUCCCGUUAUAAACCAAAUCAUAAGGGCGUGGAGUUCACUUGAUCUGGUCAUGUGGUUAGGAAAGACCCCUGGCCCUGGGCAUAGUACAUGUGUGUCAAUGCAAUGAAAAGACCAUUGAUGACAUGCUUGCAAGUUCUCAUGCCUGAUAGCAAGAAAACUGCCCGUGUUUCAUUCCCCCACUUCAGUCUAUAGAUCAUCUUUUACUUUGUAUAUAUUUAAUUGAAUAAAAGAUUGUCUAAUAUUGUAA
Molecule: messenger RNA, 6034 nt
Organism: Oncorhynchus gorbuscha (pink salmon)
Lineage: Eukaryota; Metazoa; Chordata; Actinopteri; Salmoniformes; Salmonidae
Exons: 6
Coding region: 1920-4877 (985 amino acids)
Source: RefSeq, a predicted model, not a curated record